AUGACUGAAACGAAUCCCUCUUUCGUCCUCCGUGCCGUCAAAGACGUCGUCUUCGAGGACCGGCCAGUACCCACACUCAAAGAUCCGUACGAUGUCCGCGUGCAAAUCGCCCAAACGGGCAUCUGCGGUAGUGAUGUUCAUUACUGGCAACGGGGGAGAAUCGGAGACUUUAUUCUCGAAUCCCCCAUCGUCCUCGGCCACGAAAGCUCCGGCACAGUCGUCGAAAUCGGUCCGGCCGUGAAGAACCUCAAAGUAGGAGACCGAGUAGCCAUUGAGCCUGGCGUACCAUGUAGACACUGUAACUACUGCCGCUCCGGCUCAUACAACCUCUGCCCCGACACCAUCUUCGCCGCAACACCACCGCACGACGGUACAUUGUCGAAAUACUACAUCACGCAGUCUGACUUUUGCUACCCAAUCCCAGCACAUAUGGAUCUGAAAGAAGGCGCACUGGUCGAACCGGUCGCUGUAGCGGCGCAAAUCACAAAGGUCGGAAACGUGCGUCCUAACCAGACAGUCGUGGUUUUCGGGUGCGGGCCUAUCGGGCUUCUCUGCCAAAAAGUAUGCAAGGCGUAUGCGGCAAACAAAGUCAUUGGAAUUGAUGUCAGUCCGUCGCGAUUGGACUUCGCGAAGGAGUUUGGGGUUGAUGAUGUUUUUCUGCCGCCGAGUAAACCGGAGGACGUGGAUGAGUGUGAGUGGAGUGAGAAGGUGGCAUGCAUGAUCAAAGAAAAGUUUGGGCUUGGGGAUGGCCCGGAUGUUGUUCUUGAGGCGACAGGAGCGCAGAGCUGUAUUCAGACCGGGAUUCAGUUGUGUAGGAAGGGGGGAAUGUAUGUGCAGGCUGGGAUGGGGAAGGAGAAUGUUGUGUUUCCUAUUACUACGGCGUGUAUCAGGGACCUUACUAUCCGUGGUUCCAUCCGAUAUACUACAGGCUGUUACCCCACUGCUGUGGACCUAAUCGCCAGUGGAAAGGUCGAUGUGAAGAGACUGGUGACCAAUCGAUAUGUAUUUGAGCAGGCGGAGGAUGCAUUCGAGCUCGUGCGGCAGGGCAAAGAAAGUGUGAUCAAGGUGAUGAUCGAAGGAUACAAGGGAUAG
Aspergillus chevalieri is the source of this 1092-nucleotide messenger RNA. Its product is annotated as NAD(P)-dependent alcohol dehydrogenase. Bases 1 to 1092 code for a protein of 363 amino acids. The record is from RefSeq and is a predicted model, not a curated record. Gene Ontology annotation, molecular function: zinc ion binding; L-iditol 2-dehydrogenase (NAD+) activity. The transcript is spliced from 5 exons. Gene Ontology annotation, biological process: D-sorbitol catabolic process. NCBI's taxonomy places the organism in Eukaryota, Fungi, Ascomycota, Eurotiomycetes, Eurotiales, Aspergillaceae.